UUCAUGGAUUCCAAUGGUGAUGGAAUCGGUGAUUUAAAUGGUAUUACAUCAAAAUUGGAACAUUUCGUUGACGCUGGUAUUGAAGCAAUAUGGCUUUCACCUAUUUUUCCUAGCCCAAUGAUUGAUUUUGGUUACGACGUAUCAGAUUUCAAAGCAAUACAUCCAGAUUAUGGUACCAUGCAAGAUUUCGAUGCAAUGGUCGAAAAAGCGAAGAAACUUGGAUUAAGAGUAAUUCUUGAUUUCGUACCAAAUCAUACGUCAGAUAAACACGAAUGGUUUCAAAAAGCUUUAGCUGGGGAACAAAAAUACAAGGAUUAUUAUAUUUGGAAGAAGGGAAGAAAAAAUGACGGUGUAACACCACCAAAUAAUUGGAUCAGUGUUUUCAGUGGUCCUGCAUGGACGUAUAAUGAAACCAUGAACGAAUGGUAUUUCCAUCAGUUCGAGUAUAGACAACCAGAUUUAAAUUUUAACAAUGUCGAUGUCAGAAAGGAAAUGGAAGAAAUUCUUUUAUUUUGGCUUCGUAAAGGUGUAGAUGGUUUCCGAGUAGACGCCAUACCACAUUUAUUCGAACGAGACGAUUUGCGUGAUGAACCUAGAAGCCAUAUACCAAAUACCACAACUCGUGAUUAUGGUUAUUUAGAUCACAUUUAUACAAAAGACGAUCCAAGAACUUAUGGAUUAGUCCAAAGCUGGAGAGACGUUCUUGACGAUUAUGCCGAUGAAAAUAACGUGGAUGAAAAGGUCGUGAUGACUGAAGCUUAUACCAAUUUAAAAAAUACAAUCAAAUAUUACUACAAUGGUGCACAAAUUCCAUUUAAUUUUUACUUUAUCUCUGAUAUCAAUCGUUACUCGAAAGCAGAUGAUUAUAAAAGAAUUAUCGAUGGGUGGAUGUCAAAUAUUCCAGAGGGUUGUAUUGCCAAUUGGGUGUUGGGAAAUCACGAUAAUAGUCGUGUAGCUUCACGUUUCCCAAAUAGAGCUAUGCAAAUGAAUAUGUUGACCAUGAUUUUACCUGGAGUUGCUGUAACAUAUUACGGUGAAGAAAUUGAAAUGGUUGACAAAAGGGACAUAUCCUGGGAAGAUACGCAGGAUCCACAAGCUUGCAAUGUUGGAAAGGACAAGUACAAAGGUGCAUCACGUGAUCCAACUCGUACACCUUUUCAAUGGAACGAUAGGAAAAAUGCUGGAUUCAGCACUGCUAAUAAAACUUGGCUUCCUGUUCAUGAUAAUUAUAAAUAUUUAAAUUUGGAAAGUCAGAAGAACAGUUCAGAAGUCACCCCUUAUAAAAUGUAUCAAAAUUUGAUUAAAUUGCGUAAAACAUCGAGUGCUCUUCAGAGAGGUUUAUUAAAAGUUAAAGUUUUGAAGCUUUACACAGAAUAUUGUUACAAUUGCGAAGUAUUAUCUGUCACUCGAGAAGUACCUGGAGAAUCGGUUACUUUAUUAAUGAGUUUCUCACCUGUGAUAACAACUCGAGUUAAUUUGAAAGAUGUUAUGACCCUUUAUAACAAUACCUACAUUGAAAUUGAUGCUUAUCAUACACAAAGUAGUGCAUACAUCGUAGUUGCAAAAAACAUGUUACGCGUAGUUAGCUUUUGUUCAUUGUUGUUUGCAACAAGUCUCGUCAAUGGCGAGAUCAAAAAUAUAGGAUGGUGGAAAAAUGCAGUAUUCUAUCAAAUCUAUCCACGAAGUUUUAUGGAUUCGAACGAUGAUGGUAUUGGUGAUUUGAAUGGUAUUACUUCGAAGUUGGAACAUCUUUUUGAUGCUGGGGUUGAUGGAAUAUGGCUUUCACCAAUUUAUGCGAGUCCAAUGAUUGAUUUUGGUUACGACAUAUCGAAUUUCAAAGCAAUACAUCCAGAUUUUGGUACUAUGCAAGAUUUUGAAGCAUUAAUUGAUAAAUCCAGACAACUUGGAAUAAGAUUAAUUCUCGAUCUUGUACCAAAUCAUACGUCAGAUAAACACGAAUGGUUUCAAAAGUUUCUCGCUGGGGAUAAAAAGUACAAGGAUUAUUAUAUCUGGAAAAAAGGACGAAAAGACGAUGGUAUAACUCCACCAAACAAUUGGAUCAGUGCUUUUAGUGGUCCUGCAUGGACAUAUAAUAAAACUUUGAAGGAGUGGUAUUUCCAUCAAUUCGAAUAUAGACAACCAGAUUUGAAUUAUAGCAAUCCUCAAGUGCGUGCCGAAAUGGAAGAAAUCAUAAGAUUCUGGCUUCGCAAAGGUAUCGAUGGUUUUCGUGUUGAUUCCGUUCCCCAUUUAUUCGAACGUGAUGAUCUCCGUGAUGAGCCUAGAAGUUUUAUUCCAAAUACAACGACUCGUGAUUAUGCAUAUUUAGAUCAUAUUUACACCAAAGACGAUCCGAGAACUUACGACUUAGUAAAAAGCUGGAGAAAAGUUCUCGAUGAUUAUGCCAAUGCCAAUAACGAAGAUGAAAAGAUUUUGAUGACUGAAGCUUAUACCAACAUAAAAAAUACUACGAAAUAUUAUCAAUAUGGUGUUCAUGUACCAUUCAAUUUUAAACUGAUCACUGAUGUCAAUCACACUUCGAGUGCUACCGAAUUUAAAAGAAUCAUUGAAGAAUGGAUGGAACAUACACCAAAGAAUGGAGUUGCAAAUUGGGUGAUGGGUAAUCACGAUAAUAGUCGUGUAGCUUCACGUUUCCCAAAUAGAGCUAUGCAAAUGAAUAUGUUAAUAAUGAUGUUACCUGGAGUUGCUGUAACUUAUUACGGUGAAGAAAUUGGAAUGAUUGACAAAAAGGAUAUAUCCUGGGAAGACACACAGGAUCCACAAGCUUGCAAUGCUGGAAAAGACAAAUACCAGAAUCAAUCCCGCGAUCCUUUUCGUACACCUUUUCAAUGGGACAAAAGUAAAAACGCUGGAUUUAGUAAUGCCAAUCAUACCUGGCUUCCUAUUCAUGAUAUGUAUAAAAGGAUUAAUUUAAUAAGUCAGAAGAACAGCACUCAAUCGACCCUUUACAAGAUGUAUCGAUCCUUAAUCAAAUUGCGAAGCACAUUUCGUGCACUAAAGGAUGGUGCGUUGAAAGUUAAAGCACUUAAGCUUUACACAAGUUAUUGUUAUAACUGCGAAGCAUUAGUUGUCGUUCGUGAACUUCCUGGUGAAACUGUGGCUCUAGUUAUGAGUAUGUCACCUGUUAGAAACAUUCUUGUUAACUUGAAAGACCAUAUGACCCUUUACAAUACCACAUACGUCGAAGUUGAUCUUUAUCACAAUGGCAGAUAUAGAACGUAUUCUCAUCAUGUGUAUCUUCAAGCUUGGAAAUCAGUCGUCAUAUCAUCGUUUAAUUAGAUUCAGUUGUUGACAAUUUAGAGAUCAAAUUUGAUUUUACUAUUCAAGAGAUCUUUUCAUAAUUAAGGA
Molecule: messenger RNA, 3366 nt
Organism: Polistes dominula (European paper wasp)
Lineage: Eukaryota; Metazoa; Arthropoda; Insecta; Hymenoptera; Vespidae
Product: maltase 1
Biological process (GO): carbohydrate metabolic process
Source: RefSeq, a predicted model, not a curated record